AUGAACUUUGCGGCGAUCAACAAUGAACCCCAGAAUUGCAAAGAUGCGGCUCAAAGGUGGGUCUUGAUCAUUUUCGCCAUUCGAGUUAGCGGUAUAGAUCAAACAUCACAUAAGAUCGAAGAUAGAGAUCGACGUAAACAUCAUUUUCAUCACUGGUGGAAGGCGUUUGUUGUGAUGGUGAGCAAAGCAAGUGCUCACGACAAGAUCGUAAAUGGGAAAACAUCCAAGCAUCCGAGCAUCAUCGAUUCCAUUUUCAAUGCUACAUGCCUGAACCCCGCCGGUACAAGUGUAGAAACCAGAAGGGCAUAA
This is a messenger RNA of Fusarium poae, 309 nucleotides long. RefSeq lists its product as uncharacterized. The record is from RefSeq and is a predicted model, not a curated record. The transcript has 2 exons. The coding region runs from base 1 to 309 and encodes 102 amino acids. Lineage: Eukaryota; Fungi; Ascomycota; Sordariomycetes; Hypocreales; Nectriaceae.